Messenger RNA from Gambusia affinis (western mosquitofish), 1891 nucleotides. It is a transcript of the gene rbck1, whose product is annotated as RanBP-type and C3HC4-type zinc finger containing 1. Gene Ontology annotation, molecular function: ubiquitin binding; ubiquitin-protein transferase activity. The record is from RefSeq and is a predicted model, not a curated record. The transcript has 12 exons. Gene Ontology annotation, cellular component: LUBAC complex. Gene Ontology annotation, biological process: proteasome-mediated ubiquitin-dependent protein catabolic process; positive regulation of canonical NF-kappaB signal transduction; protein linear polyubiquitination. Bases 252 to 1796 code for a protein of 514 amino acids. NCBI's taxonomy places the organism in Eukaryota, Metazoa, Chordata, Actinopteri, Cyprinodontiformes, Poeciliidae.
CACUUUCCGUUCAGAUGACAGGCGCUUAGAAAUAAGAUCGCCAUAAAGGCAAAAUCAGGCAGGAAGUGACUCAUGUAAGCCCCCUUAUAUUUGUUUCCUCUGUGACCUGAAAGUGGAUAAGUGGAGGAGACUUUGGACGCGGAGCUAACAGCUACAACUCAAACUCUUAAGGUUGGACACUACUUAAAAGUUUCUGUUCGGCUUGUGAAGUCUGCGUCAUUCAUGCGUUAUCUCACGUCUGGAGGACAAUAAUGGCCUCUGAAAUUUCACCCAAAGGGAACAUAAAAGAAGCAGAGGCGCUGGCCCUCUCCUUGGGUGAAGCCAUCAGCAGUGGAGACUCUGAGGAGGCAGUUGAGCUGUGCAAGAAACUUUCCCAGCUCUCUGUUGAAGUGUCGGUCAACAUCAAGAGCCAUGUCUACCCUCAGGACUCGUUCAGAUUGAUGGUUGGUGUGCAGGAUGCGGAGUCAGAAGACUAUAUCCCAGUAACCCUUAUUGUUUCCACUGGCAUGACAAUUGCAGAAGUUAAAGAUAAGAUUAAUCAGGACUUUGGGUUCCACCCUACACUCCAGCGCUGGGUGAUCGGUAAACGCUUGGCCCAAGAUCAAGAAACAUUAUACAGCCACGGCAUCCGCAAGAGCGGAGAUCAGGCUUUCCUGUUUAUCCUCUCUGCCAAUGCAGCCCAGCUUACACGGCAGCAACACAACCAGGAACAGGAACAACAGCGCAUAGCUGGUAUUGUGGAAUCUUUGCCAUCAUUGCAGCUUCAUUGUAGAGGCGUAGGCAGUGGCGACAAAACAGUUCCUCCUCCUGUUCCUCCUAAAAACGUGACUCCUCCCAAACCUGCUCCUAAACCUCAGUUGGGCUGGGCCUGCACGAUGUGCACUUUUCUCAACAAACCAACACGCCCUGGCUGUGAGAUGUGUGGAGCGGAAAGACCUCAGGACUAUGAGGUACCAGAUGUCUAUCAGCCAGACCAGGACGAAGUCUUGCGCAUUCGGCAAGAGCAGCUGGCUUUACUGCAAUAUGAACAGGCUCAGCAGCUGGAACGUGAGCAGAACUAUUUGUACCUGUUGGCCACAGAUGACCACAACCUCAUCACUAACACCACAGAGACAGAUUGCCCCAUCUGUUUCUCCACUCUGGAGCCAGGAGACGGGGUUGUGCUCAGAGAAUGUCUGCACACUUUCUGCAGGGAGUGUCUUAAAGGGACAGUCAUAAACAGCCAGGAUGCGGAGGUAUCUUGUGCGGAUACGGAUUGCGAGAGCAAGUUAUUGGAUCGAGAAAUUAAAGAGCUGCUCACAGAGGAGGAGCACCAGCGGUUUUUGGAGCUGCGCUUGAGCAUUGCAGAGAGUCGCUCUGAGCACAGCUUCCACUGCCAGACCCCCAACUGUCGAGGGUGGUGCGUCUAUGAGGAUGAUGUCAACGAGUUCCACUGCGACCUCUGCAAUGAGACCAAUUGCAUCCUCUGCCGAGCCAUCCACAAAGACAUGAAUUGCAAGGACUAUCAGGAUGACCUGCGCAUCCGAGCAGAGAACGAUGAAGCAGCUCAGAAGACAAAGCAGAUGCUGGAGAACAUGCUGCAGAAUGGAGAAGCCAUGAAAUGCCCACGGUGUGACAUCAUCGUCCAGAAAAAGGAUGGCUGUGAUUGGAUCUGUUGUUUGAUGUGCAAGACGGAAAUCUGCUGGGUCACCAAACAAGCCCGAUGGGGACCAAAAGGAACUGGCGAUAUAUCCGGUGGCUGUAAAUGUCGGGUCAACAAUCAGCCUUGUCAUCCCAAUUGCCAAAACUGUCACUGAGGCAAACUCAUAAGCUCAACAAUCCGCUCUAUCACUGUGAACUGUUUCGAUUGUAUUACAAAUCUGAUGCAUUAAACUCUUGAACACAUAUUUAA